AUGCUCAGGUCCCGCCUUCAGUCCGGUAUCGCCGCUGCCUCGCGCACCGAGCUCCGUGUCGCGCGCCCGCUCGCCGCCUCGCUCCAGGCCAAGGUGGCCGCGCGCGCGUACACCCGCCCCUCGGUUGCUCGCGCCGCCAUGCUUACCCCCAUGACCUUCGGAGCCGUCCGCAACUACGCUGCUGAGGCUGGCGGCCGCUUCUCGCGCGCCAAGCCCCACUUCAACAUCGGCACCAUCGGUCACGUCGACCACGGCAAGACCACUCUUACCGCUGCCAUCACCAAGCACCUCUCGGAGAAGGGCGGUGGUACGUUUAUGGACUACUCGCAGAUCGACAAGGCACCCGAAGAGAAGGCUCGUGGUAUUACCAUCUCGACCUCGCAUGUCGAGUACGAGACGGACAACCGCCACUACGCCCACAUUGACUGCCCUGGCCACGCCGACUACAUCAAGAACAUGAUUACCGGUGCGGCUCAGCUUGACGGCGCCAUCAUUGUCGUGUCGGCGACCGACGGCCAGAUGCCCCAGACGCGUGAGCAUCUGCUCCUCGCCCGCCAGGUCGGCAUCAAGAAGCUCCUUGUCUUCAUCAACAAGGUCGACCAGGUUGACGACCCCGAGAUGCUCGAGCUUGUCGACAUGGAGAUGCGUGACCUCCUCUCCGAGUACGAAUUUGACGGCGAGAACACGCCCAUUGUCAUGGGCUCGGCUCUUGCCGCCCUCGAGGGCCGCAACCCCGAGAUUGGUGCCACCAAGAUCCAGGAGCUCAUGGACGCUGCCGACAACUGGCUCGACCUCCCCGAGCGUGACCUCGACAAGCCCUUCAUGAUGUACGUCGAGGACGUCUUCUCGAUUUCGGGCCGUGGCACGGUCGCCACUGGCAAGGUCGAGCGCGGCACCAUCACUAAGGGUUCCGAGAUUGAGAUUGUCGGCAUGGGCUCCAACCUCAAGACUACCCUCACCGGUAUCGAGAUGUUCCACAAGGAGCUCGACCGCGGCGAGGCUGGUGACAACAUGGGCGCUCUUCUCCGUGGUGUCAAGCGCGAGCAGAUCCGCCGCGGCAUGGUCCUCGCCGCUCCCGGUACCGUCAAGUCCGUCAAGAAGUUCAAGUGCCAGCUUUACAUUCUCUCCAAGGAGGAGGGUGGCCGCCUGACCCCCUUCAUGGACAACUACCGCCCACAGCUGUUCAUCCGCACCAUUGACGUGACCUGCGCCCUUCACUUCCCCGAGGGUACCGCCAACGUCCACGAGAAGCUCGUCAUGCCCGGUGACAACGUCGAGAUGGUUGGCGAGCUCGUCCACGACAUUGCCCUUGAGGCCGGCUCGCGCUUCACCCUCCGUGAGGGUGGCCGUACUGUUGGCACCGGUAUCGUCUCCGACGUGUACUAA
Messenger RNA from Cutaneotrichosporon cavernicola, 1386 nucleotides. RefSeq lists its product as uncharacterized. Gene Ontology annotation, molecular function: GTPase activity; GTP binding; translation elongation factor activity. The transcript is spliced from 3 exons. Gene Ontology annotation, biological process: mitochondrial translational elongation. Lineage: Eukaryota; Fungi; Basidiomycota; Tremellomycetes; Trichosporonales; Trichosporonaceae. Gene Ontology annotation, cellular component: mitochondrion. The record is from RefSeq and is a predicted model, not a curated record. The coding region runs from base 1 to 1386 and encodes 461 amino acids.